Motacilla alba alba is the source of this 1894-nucleotide messenger RNA. It is a transcript of the gene C6H10orf143, whose product is annotated as chromosome 6 C10orf143 homolog. The record is from RefSeq and is a predicted model, not a curated record. The transcript has 4 exons. NCBI's taxonomy places the organism in Eukaryota, Metazoa, Chordata, Aves, Passeriformes, Motacillidae. The coding region runs from base 1 to 306 and encodes 101 amino acids.
AUGGCCGCGGUGCCGGUGCGGGGCCGGCGUGCGGCGCUCGGGCCGGGGGCAGCCGGGGAGCCGGAAUGCAAGCGGGCGUGCAGGCUGCUGGACACCUUUCCCGGGCAGGCUGGUGCCCAGCUGGUGGAUUGUGCCAUGGACCUGGAUUCCAGGCAGAGCCUCCUCCCUGAGCCUGCUCCCUGGGCUGCAAGGACAAAGCAGAAUCCCGUGGUUUUGGACAAUCAUGGGAGCAAAGGCAUUCCCCAGCCCUGCCCGAGAUGUGUUGCUGGAGAAUCUGGCCACUUCAGCCACAUCCUGGGCUCCUAGGAACGGAGAGGGGCAGAGGAGCAGCUCUGGUUCCCUGCUGGCAUCCCCAGGGGGCAGCUGGUCCUGGCUCCUGCCUGCCUCUGCACCCACCCUGGCCUCCAUCCCUGCAGUUUCACAGCUGCCCAAAACGCUCCUGCUCCCCAGCUAGCCUGGAGUUUGUCUGAACAGGACAAGGAGAGGCUGCUUUCGUGUUUGGGUAAUUCACAAUUUGUCCAUAAAGGACAAGGAAAGGCUGGUUUCAUGGUUAGGUAGCUCACAAUUUGUUUUAAAAUGACAAGGAAAGGUAAUUUCAUGUUCAGCUCAUAACUUGUUUUAAAAGGACAAGGAAAGGCUGAUUUCAUAUAUAGAUAGUUCAGAAAUUGUUUAAAAAGGACAAGGAAAGACUGAUUUCAUGUAUAGAUAGUUCAGAAUUUGUUUUAAAAGGACAAGAAAAGGCAGAUUUCAGAUUUAACUCAGAAUUCAUCCAAAAAGGACAAGGAAUGGCUGAUUUCAUGUUUAGCUCAGAAUUUGUCCAUAAAGGACAAGGAAAGGCUGAUUUUGUGUUUAGGUAGCUCACAAUUUGUUUUAAAAGGACAAGAAAAUGAAGAUUUCAUGUUUAGCUCAGAAUUUGUUUUAAAAUGACAAGGAAAGGUUAAUUUCAUGUUUAGCUCAUAACUUGUUUUAAAAUGACAAGGAAAGGCAGAUUUCAUGUAUAGAUAGUUCAGAAAUUGUUUUAAAAGGACAAGAAAAGGCUGAUUUAAUAUUUAGGUAGCUCAUAAUUUGUCCAUAAAUGACAAGAAAAGGCAGAUUUCAUGUUUAGGUAGCUCACAAUUUGUUUUAAAAGGACAAGGAAAGGCAGAUUUCAGAUUUAACUCAGAAUUUGUCCAUAAAGGACAAGGAAAGGCUGAUUUCAUGUUUAGGUAGCUCAGAAUCUGUUUUAAAAGGACAAGAAAAGGCAGAUUUCAGAUUUAACUCAGAAUUUGUCUAAAAAGGACAAGAAAUGGCUGAUUUAAUGUUCAGGUAGCUCAGAAUUUGUCCAUAAAGGAUAAGGAAAGGCAGAUUUCAUGUUUUAGGCUGGUUAAGUUGAGCUGGCCGUGGGCCCAGGCUUCACCUGGGCCUGGGCCAGAGCUUGUGUUGAUUCCAAAGGUUUCCCCAGCAGCCCUGACCCCUUGGAAAAUGCUGCUUUGGAAAGUGCUCCUUGUGCAGGGCCACAGGCAGGAAUGGGAGGACACAAAUUUUCGUUUUGAAGUGGCUUUGCAGCUGUGAAGUGCAGGAAAAACCCCAUUGAAGCUUACAUUUAAAUCCCCCAAAAAAUCUGUUUAAAAAGGCUUGGCCUCGUCACCCGGCAGGCUUUUAUUGGCACAAACCUAAGGACAGGUUAAUUAACCUCUGAAAGGUUAAUUUUGGGGUUAUCAGGCUGCAGAACCCUCAGGCAAAGGUUUUUUUGCAGUCCUGGAAUCCUUCCCAUGCUGUGUGUGGAGUUGGAGUCAGCACCGAGUUGAGAUAUUCUCAUCAAAUAAAUGAAUAUCACAGAAAUACUGAGUUUAAUGAAGUAAUGCGUGAGGAAAUAAGUCUAAAACCUGCACUUAAUUAGCAUUCAGACUUUGGU